Molecule: messenger RNA, 2997 nt
Organism: Penicillium angulare
Lineage: Eukaryota; Fungi; Ascomycota; Eurotiomycetes; Eurotiales; Aspergillaceae
Product: formin-mediated actin nucleation enhancer
Exons: 2
Coding region: 1-2997 (998 amino acids)
Biological process (GO): establishment of cell polarity
Cellular component (GO): cell tip; cytoplasm
Molecular function (GO): cytoskeletal regulatory protein binding
Source: RefSeq, a predicted model, not a curated record
AUGUCUUCCGUUUCAGGUCGCAGCUCGUCUGCCUCUGGCCGUUCGCAAUCAGUAAAGAAUGUGGCCGAUAAACAAAUAUCUCAAAUCGAAAAAGGAGUCACUCAUCUGCUGGUCGCUACAAAGCAGCUCCUCGAAGCCUUGACCAACUGGUCUCGAAAACACGCUUCCGAAACCCAAGUAUCUGACGUGUAUGUGCGCUUGGGCUACGAGUUCAACCUCGCAUGUCGGGCUUUCAAUGCUAUCGGCGUUGAAACGUCUGAUCUCGGCCCCGUCCCAGAUAUAUUGCGUACCAUACUUGAAGACACAUUAAGCCAAGAUGCCUCCCCACAAAGCCUUGACAAAUAUCUUCCCCAGAUCCGCGACAUCAUCAUCAACUUGCUCCAUGGCCUGAAGAAAAAGCAAGCACGACUUCGAUCGAAACAACAAAAGGAGGAGGGGCGUGGGAUUCCAGGUCGGCAGGCUAGCGCAGGAAGCCUCUCCAGCAGAGACUCGAAUAUUGGACAACUCUACGACGAGGCCGCAGCAUCCACUAUACCGCAGAAUAAUAUUCAAUCUCCAAAACGGUCGGCGCGUCGAUAUGGGAGCCAGGGAUCUUUGGAAGAACCUCAAAUGAGUCGUCGGGACUCACCGCCGGUAUCAAGCGAGCAGCAGCGCAGUUACUCAGAACGAGAUGUCUCGCGGCGGGAGGCUCAACAAAUGCUCAGCCAACCGCCUCAGGGUGGUGCAGCUGUUUCACAAAAUGCCCCACCUUCAGCCCCUCCAGAUUUCCCAGCUCCUCCGCCACCUCCGAAAGAAGAUGAUGCGCUAGGCGCUUUACAGCGAAGUGGAGAACUGGAGCGGCGAGCAUCGCGGCGUUUCUCCGCAUACCAAAUCCAGAAACAUCUGGGGACUUCAUCAAAUGGAGUUCCUGUUAUUCCCUCCCAGAAUUCCCCAAUUCCAAACCGAGGGCGAGAUGUUCGCGAAUCUCUCAAUGCCGUUCGCUUGCGAGGAUCAUAUGCGCACAGUCGACAGCGAUCUUCUAAUCGCAUGCAGGAGACGGUCAAGGCUGCACAGACCCAAGCGGCAGCUAAUGUUCCCCAGGCAGUUGAAGAGGAAAGUGGUGAGCGCUCUCCGCAAGCAAACACAGAGACUGAGGAUGAGGAGACUCCUCGUCCUAUUAGCCACAAGCCUGAACCGCCGGCCAAGGACGAUAUCCCGGCUGCGAAGCCCGAAAAACAGCCACUGAGUUUCCCACCAUCUCCAAAGGCCCCAGAGUUGGAUGAUGCUUUUGAUCCUGAGAAAACCGCUGGUCCUGCUGCAGAGGCCCGCCCAGAAACACCCAAGGCUGCGCGACUCGAGCCGGCUGGCAUUGCCACACCUCCCUCUGUCCCCCAAUAUGCGAUAGAGCAGCCGUCACCUGGUAAGGAGCUCACACUCUUCUUACAAUACAAAACCAAAAUCAAGAAAUACGUUUUGCCUGAUGGCAUCGCGGAUCUUACUAUUGGACGUUUACAAUUGGCAUUCAUCGAGAAGUUCGCCUGGAAUACACACAACAAUGGUGCCGAUUUACCUGAAAUUUAUGUUCAAGAUCCGAUUUCUGGCAUCCGACAUGAGCUAGAAGAUUUGAAUGACGUCAAGGAUCGUUCGGUCCUUGUAUUAAACGUGGACAAUUUAGAUGAAGUCAAAAAGCAUUUUGAUGACAAUUUCGGGGGUGUUCUUAGCCUAGUGGAAAGUGUCAAAGAGUCGUUGGCAGGGCAAGGGCUAGCUAUUCAACGAGUCUCAGACCGUCAGCUGGAAGCUGCUAAGGAAAUGGCUCGGCUGGCUGCAGCGCCCCAAGGGCCUGUCCCAGUGGCAGCUAGUGUUCCUGAAGCCACCAAGACGCCAGUUGCUGCGAGUGGAAGCCAGAUUGCGGAACUGCAAAGUUUACGCCGAGAUCUCGCUGUUCUACGCCAAACUUACUCGAACUUUACAUCUGAUGUUGCUAGCUCAAUGAGUGCCGUUCGCUCCAAGGCCAGCCAGGUUAAGACUGCCGCAGUGGAUGUGGGCGUUCCAACCUAUGAGGGCGAUGCCGGCCGUGCCCGAGUUAACACAGGCAAGAAGGAACUCGCCGAUGAGUCGGAACGUCUCGUUGCACGAGUUGAUGAUCUGCAAGAUCUUGUCGAGGAUCUUCGGAAAGACGUGGUUACACGAGGUGUUCGACCCCUCCCAAGACAAUUAGAGGGUGUUAGCAAAGAUGUCAGCAACGUCAUGAAAGAGAUUAAGAAGAUGCAAGAUUUCCUCGCACGUGAGAAACCAAUCUGGACCAAGAUCUGGGAGAAACAAUUGCAACUCGUCUGUGAGGAACGUGAUCAGCUUACUAUGCAAGAAGAUUUGGCUGCCGACUUGCAGGAUGAUCUUGAGAAGGCAGCUCAGACUUUUGCUUUGGUGGAACAAGCUACCAAGGAACAAGCGAUGGAGAAGAGUACAACUGGUGUUGCCGGUGCUCCUGUCUUACGUGCUGUCUCACGAAAUAUUGGGUUUGAUCCCACAGUUGAUCCCAUGAAGGCUAAGGAUGGCGUUUUGGGCGAAGUUCGUGCCCUACAGCCAAACCAUGAGAGCCGCAUUGAAGCUAUUGAGCGAGCUGAAAAGGCUCGAAAGAAGGAACUGGAAACCCGACGGAUUGGGCUAUUCCAGAAGGAGCUUGGCAAUUUUGUCCAAGAGGGCAAGUUAAAGAAGAGCGGCGGCGUUGAAGAGGCUGAACGACUUCGUAAUGCCAAAGACGAUCGUAUUCGAAAAGAAGUAUGGGAUCGACAACAAGCCCGCAAUGCGGAGAUGGAGAGGGAAGAAGCUGAAGAAGCUGCGGCGGCCGCCGCUGCCGCUGAAGGAAGUGCAGAGGAAAAGCCGGACGGCGAGGAUGCUCCCAAUGAGGGUCCAUCGCAGGAAGCUAAGGAUGUUGAUGAAACUGUUGGAGAAGAGAAGGAGUCUAACUCCGAUGAAGCCAAGCAUGAUCAAGAAUGGCAUGAACCAGGAUCCAUUUGA